CUCGCCCAGUUCCCUCUCGGCUUGCUCCAUCACACAAAGCCCAAACCGCCUAUCUCUUUGCAAACCCAGAGAACUUCAUUCCCCAUGUUGAAACUCGUCGGUGGCGGUGGCGGGCAGGACUGGGCAUGCUCAGAAGCAAGGACAGGUCUAGGAGGUGAAGAAGCCGCCUUUGAAGUCGCGAGGCUGGGGCAUCAGGGAGAGUGGACGGCCGGGGCUCGUCGGGGGUGUGCGGGCUUCCCGGGUUCUGCGCCCGGGGAGAGCACGCUUGGGGCGGGUGUCCUGGGGCCGGCGUGUGGGGGGCAGGGCGCGGAGGAGGAGGGGGAGCCGGCGGGAAGAGGGGAGGAGCGCCGGGCUCGCCAUCCCCCGGAGCCCUCUCUGCGGCUGCUGAAUCGGAAGCCGCAAGGAGGAUCUGGGGAAAUAAAGACGUCCGAGAAUGACCUCCAGCGAGGCCGCCUGAGCAGGAGCCCGCGCGCUGCUCCGUCAGUCCCCGGCAUGGGCGACCGUGGCGGGCAGCCAGAGCGCUCCGCUCGGCACGCCCCGGGGGCCCCCGCUGGCGCCGCCGUCUUGAACGGGCUGCUGCACAACGGCUUCCACCCGCCGCCGGUCCAGCCGCCGCGCCUCUGCAGCCGGGGUCCCGCGGACCGCGGCGACCCUGCGCCCCAGCGCCUCCCGCUCCAGCCAGAUCUCCAGCCGCAGCCGCCGCCCCCCCAGCACGACUCCCCGGCCAAGAAAUGCCGGCUGCGGAGGAGGAUGGACUCGGGGAGGAAGAACAGGCCGCCAUUCCCAUGGUUUGGCAUGGAUAUCGGUGGAACGCUGGUUAAGUUGGUCUACUUUGAACCGAAGGAUAUUACAGCCGAAGAGGAGCAAGAGGAAGUGGAGAACCUGAAGAGCAUCAGGAAAUAUUUGACUUCCAAUACUGCUUAUGGGAAAACUGGGAUCCGAGAUGUGCACCUGGAACUGAAAAACCUAACCAUGUGUGGGCGCAAAGGGAACCUGCACUUCAUCCGCUUUCCCAGCUGUGCCCUGCACAAGUUCAUUCAGAUGGGCAGCGAGAAGAACUUCUCUAGCCUUCACACCACGCUCUGUGCCACGGGAGGAGGGGCUUUCAAGUUUGAAGAGGACUUCAGAAUGAUUGCUGAUCUGCAGCUCCAUAAACUGGAUGAACUGGACUGUCUGAUUCAGGGCCUGCUUUACGUCGAUUCUGUUGGCUUCAAUGGCAAGCCAGAAUGUUACUAUUUUGAAAAUCCCACAAACCCCGAAUUGUGUCAAAAAAAGCCGUACUGCCUUGAUAAUCCAUACCCUAUGUUGCUGGUUAACAUGGGCUCAGGUGUCAGCAUUCUAGCAGUGUACUCCAAGGACAACUACAAAAGAGUUACAGGGACCAGUCUUGGAGGUGGAACAUUCCUAGGCCUAUGUUGCUUGCUGACUGGUUGUGAGACCUUUGAAGAAGCUCUGGAAAUGGCAGCUAAAGGCGACAGCACCAAUGUUGAUAAGCUGGUGAAGGACAUUUACGGAGGAGACUAUGAACGAUUUGGUCUUCAAGGAUCUGCUGUAGCAUCAAGCUUUGGCAACAUGAUGAGUAAAGAAAAGCGAGAAUCCAUCAGCAAGGAAGACCUCGCCCGAGCCACUUUGGUCACCAUCACCAACAACAUUGGCUCCAUUGCUCGGAUGUGUGCAUUGAAUGAGAAUAUUGACAGAGUUGUGUUUGUUGGGAAUUUUCUCAGAAUCAAUAUGAUCUCUAUGAAGCUGCUAGCGUAUGCAAUGGAUUUUUGGUCCAAAGGACAGCUAAAAGCUCUGUUCUUGGAACAUGAGGGUUAUUUUGGAGCAGUUGGGGCGCUGCUGGAACUGUUCAAAAUGACUGAUGAGCAGUAGUGGAAAGAGCUUCGUGUGAGAACUAAGAAUUGAGAACUGCUGCUGGAGAAGGUGAAAGCCACUAUGGGGAUGGAAGCUAAGCCAUUUUGGCAGUUGAACCUGCUGGAUUUGUAAAUAAUUUAAAAUCCUUCUAGCUGAUCUUUUACUCUUGGGUUUUGAGCUUAUGAUUCAAAAUGGGGAAUACAAGAGUUUUUCUGUAUACUGUAAUUUUUUAAAAAUGAUUUGUGCAGCGUGGCCAAAACUACCAAUUUUAUGCAUUAACUUUGAAAAGUUGUCGGAUGUUUAAGAAGGACCUGAAUUGUAAAAGCUGUUUAUUUUUCUUCUGGGGUUUACUGAUCAGUGUGGUAAUUUUAACUUCAUUUAGUAAUCACUCUAGGAGAUUUUACCUUUACUUAUAAUUUUCAUGACGUUUCAUGAUUUGCUGUUGGUUUCAAAUGAAACUACAAAUCUGGCAUGUGUUACUGUGAACAUGUUUUGUUUGUUUGUUUACUCUUUUUUGUCUGGUUUUUCUGUUUGAAUGUCUUAUGGAAAAUAGAGGGGCCCCUCCCACCAUUUCUGUCCUUGGAUCAUCUCUCCCACUCCAUCAACCCAAAUGCUAACCUUUCUUUAAUGUAAAUUUUCAUAUUAAUUAAGGUGCUGACCAACUCAAUACAAAGUUAGGCAGGAGAUCUAAAGCUCUUGGAAGAAGAGAAGACUCUGAAUGUGUUAAUGAAUUUAAUGAGUCUAGCAAAAGCUGAAAAUCAUAUGCAAUUCUGUCUUAUUCCUCAUGAAUAUAGUGUUCUGUUGAAUUUAUUUUGUGUUAGCUUAUGUUGAAUUGAAAUGUUUUAUGAUGAAAUGGCCUCAUCCAUGCACAACAAAUGAAUGGCAGCCAAUCUUUGUGCAGGAGGUUUUGAAUUUAUGGUAGAAAUCUCUCUGUAGAUAACUGUUCACAUCGGGAGAUUUAAUGGAAAUCAUGGAUUGAGGUGGAAGUAGUAAAAGCUAUUUGUUUUGUACAUGUAUGUACCUAGGAGCUUUGUAACAAGGCAUCUCAUAAAUAACGAUAAUGUUAAGGUUUUGUUAUUGUUAAUAUUUUAAAUUAAAAAUUGUAUUUUAAUCCCAAUUUCUGAAAUUAAAAACAAAAAAAAAAUGUGGUACUGAUCUAUAUUUUUUUCUUUUUGAAAGACUCCAUUGGGAUUGAUGGGUAAUGUUCAAAUGAGGAUCUUGUAUGAAUAAUGGAACUCAUGAGAUCUAAUGCUUUAGAAGAAUUGAUCUUUUGGAUUGAGCAUAUUGUUGAAAGGGAUUUUUGAAGGGCAGUACAAUUGCUCCAUGAUGAAUCUUUCUUUUCUGCUUUCUGAGCACCAUCUUUAACUUCCAUAUCUUCAAGUCUUGAAGAAGUUGAUGCUAAUUGAAGUAUUCACUUGUCUGGUUGAAAUAAAGCCUGUUUCUGUUGUGAUGUU
Messenger RNA from Choloepus didactylus (southern two-toed sloth), 3308 nucleotides. RefSeq names its product pantothenate kinase 1 (gene PANK1). Gene Ontology annotation, biological process: coenzyme A biosynthetic process. Lineage: Eukaryota; Metazoa; Chordata; Mammalia; Pilosa; Megalonychidae. Gene Ontology annotation, cellular component: cytosol; nucleus. Gene Ontology annotation, molecular function: ATP binding; pantothenate kinase activity. The record is from RefSeq and is a predicted model, not a curated record.